Molecule: messenger RNA, 1708 nt
Organism: Sesamum indicum (sesame)
Lineage: Eukaryota; Viridiplantae; Streptophyta; Magnoliopsida; Lamiales; Pedaliaceae
Biological process (GO): transmembrane transport
Cellular component (GO): membrane
Molecular function (GO): transmembrane transporter activity
Source: RefSeq, a predicted model, not a curated record
GAGUUUAAAAAAGGGAAAAGAGAGAGAGAGAGAGAGAGAGAGAGGAACAAGAACAAGAACAAGUUGAUUUUUUAUUCUCAAAGAUCCUGACUGACAUACAAAGAGUCUCUUUAGGCAUCUGGUAUUGUGCUGCAGCCAUUGGUUUCUCCACUCAAAUUCUUCAUAAGUUUCAGCACAUCAUGUAAUACCGCUUCGUCUUCUACGGGUCUGAGGCAAUUUUGAUCACUUUGCUUCAGAACCUCAACUGUUUUUUUGUGUCUUUUAACAUAUGAUUCUGUCAGGGGAAUAGAGUGUAGCAUAGUUUUCAACACUCUGCUUCUGUCAGACCAAUAGUGUUGCUUCACUCUGUUUAUGAGAAUUUUUUUCUGGGGUUUUAGCUGGAUUCUGGACCCGUUUAGCUAGUAUUUCGUUUUCUUGAUUUUUCACAUACUUUUCGUCCCACAAGAUCCAUAUCUAUACGCAUUGGGUAAAGAUGGUGAAUUGGGAGGAGUUUGGGACGAAGCAUACGUUGGUGGGACUUGGGUUGGGCCAGUUUCUUUCGCUUCUAGUCACUUCAACCGGAUUCUCAUCUUCUGAACUCAGCAGAAAAGGAAUUAAUGCGCCAACUUCGCAAUCUUUCUUGAAUUAUGUGUUUUUGGCAUUGGUGUAUGGAAGCAUUAUGCUCUACAGAAGGCAAGCCCUCAAGGCAAAAUGGUAUUACUACAUCUUGCUUGGAUUGGUCGACGUGGAAGCCAAUUUUCUCGUUGUGAAGGCAUACCAGUAUACAUCAAUCACAAGUGUCAUGCUGCUUGACUGUUGGACAAUACCAUGCGUCCUAUUUCUCACCUGGUUCUUUUUGAAGACAAGAUACAGAUUCCAAAAGUUGUUUGGUGUAGUGAUAUGUAUUGCGGGUCUUGUGGUGGUUGUUUUUUCAGAUGUACAUUCUGGAGAUAGAACAGGCGGUAGCAAUCCUGUUAAAGGUGAUCUGCUUGUUAUUGCUGGGGCCACACUUUAUGGUGUUAGUAACGUCAGUGAGGAAUAUUUUGUUAAAAGUGCUGAUAGGGUUGAGCUUAUGGCAUUCUUGGGCAUUUUUGGUGCCAUUAUCAGCGCUUGCCAAAUAAGCAUACUCGAACGUGAUGAACUCAGAUCUAUUCACUGGACAGCUGGAGCGGCGCUUCCUUUCAUCGGAUUUUCUGUUGCCAUGUUUCUGUUUUACUCCGGAGUUCCCAUCUUAUUGAAGAUUAGUGGAUCUACAAUGCUAAAUCUGUCAUUGCUCACCUCAGAUAUGUGGGCUGUUCUGAUCCGGAUCUUCGCUUACCAUGAAAAGGUUGAUUGGAUGUACUUUGUAGCCUUUGCUGCUGUUGCUGUUGGGCUCAUUGUAUAUUCAGGGGGCGAUAAAACGGAGCAGAACACUGCUGAGGUUGCUGACGAGGAGGCGGGCACAGGUAACCGGGACGUUGCUUCCACCAGUGCUGCUCAGAAAGAUGGCACAGAGACGGCAACUAAGAAAUAAGAAUUGUUGAAGAAAUAGCAUCAAGGGGACUAUACACGCCAAGUUAGUUACUUAGACACAGAUAUAAGUGUACAUGGUUAUGUUGUUCUCAUGAAUCAUUAAUUUAGAGCAAUACAGAUACUACCAACUUACACCUAUCAAUGGGCGGACAAUGUUCAUAUUCCAAUUCACUAUAAUAGUUAAUACUCAAACUUGAUUCCGAUAUUUUUUCAUCAA